GGCAACCCGGGCAAUUGUCCAACGCUACUAUGCUAGCGGCAAGUGGAUAACACUCCGCACUGUAGUUAGCUUCAUUCUUACGUAUUUUCGUCGCUGACGAGCUUCAAACUCAGAAAUAUGGCAGGAAAGAGAGCGUUGGUCAUCUUGGCAAAGGGUGCAGAGGAGAUGGAGACUGUCAUUUCGGUGGACAUCAUGCGAAGAGCUGGGAUUGCAGUGACGGUGGCAGGGCUGACUGGGAAGGAUCCUGUCCAGUGCAGCAGGAACGUCGUCAUCUGUCCCGACGCAAGCUUGGAGGAUGCAAGCAAACAGGGCCCGUAUGAUGUGGUGGUCCUUCCUGGGGGUUUGCCAGGGGCCACAAACUUGGCAGAGUCUCCCGCUGUCAGCGAAGUGCUCAAGGACCAAGAUGGCAGGAAAGGCCUUAUUGCAGCCAUCUGUGCAGGUCCUACCGUUCUUCUGGCCCACGGGAUUGGCUACGGCAGCACAGUGACCUCAUAUCCUGCUAUGAAGGAGAAGAUGAUGGCUGGAGAUCACUAUAAAUAUUCAGAGGCUCGAGUGCAGAAGGACGGACAUUACAUCACCAGCCGUGGGCCCGGAACCACUUUCGAAUUUGCCCUGGCGAUUGUAGAAGAACUUCUGGGAGCUGAGGUUGCCUCUCAAGUCAAGUCUCCGCUCCUUAUGAAAGACUGAAUGCAGCCAAGUGACAUCCGCCAAGCUCACAGGCCACAACGUUAGGUACACUUGUUUAACUAUAUCAUACAAUAUAUGUAAUCGCAAACCUCUGCAAUAACAAUCCUUGUUAGAAAUGUGUUAACCUUCCAGCACAUUUACUGUUAUGCUUGUAGCUGGCAAACUGCACUGCAUCGUUGUGAGAUGUGCGAUAUUUCACCCUCCCUUGUAGCUUAUAAGGUCACAUUUCUACCCCACUUAAAAACAAUUUAAGAUGAACACCUUUUGUAAACACACCAAGCUACUUUAAAAUAUGUCCAUGACAAAAUUACUUGAUUUUAAAGUAGUACCCAAAUCAAAGGAGACUGGGGCGAGUGGGAAAUUCCCCAAAAAUAUAGUCAUUAAAUCAGUUUUUCAAUGAGAGGUGCACACUUUAAAACCCCUGCAUUGAAUGACUCAUACUAUAUCUAAUAGAGUGUCUGGAGAUGACUACUAGAAUCUGACUUGUGGGCGGAGCUUACUUUAUUUGCACUUACAAUCAUUAUUGAUUGCACAGCAUUUCUAAACGAGACUUACUAAACCUGGUGUUAAAGCA
This is a messenger RNA of Nerophis ophidion (straightnose pipefish), 1261 nucleotides long. RefSeq names its product parkinson protein 7 (gene park7). Lineage: Eukaryota; Metazoa; Chordata; Actinopteri; Syngnathiformes; Syngnathidae. Gene Ontology annotation, molecular function: protein deglycase activity. The transcript is spliced from 6 exons. Gene Ontology annotation, cellular component: nucleus; cytosol. Gene Ontology annotation, biological process: protein deglycation, glyoxal removal; guanine deglycation, glyoxal removal. The coding region runs from base 118 to 687 and encodes 189 amino acids. The record is from RefSeq and is a predicted model, not a curated record.